GAGAAGCGAGGAAAUGGUGCGGAGCGAAGAAAGGGGUUGCGAAGGAAGAGGAUGUGAAACUGAAACGCGGACGCGUGGAACGAACAGAGAGAGAGAGAGAGAGAGCGAACGGAACGAAACGAAGCGAAGGGGGAGGGAAGGAAAUGGGUGGAAGAGGAGAAGCGUCGGAGAGAGAGAGGAAGCGAGAAGGAGCUGUGCACGAAGCGGAGGAGGAAAGGACGCAGGCGCCCAGGACGCGGGCCGACGCUGCUCGACGACGCUGCAUUGGCAGUUGCACCCCAGCCACACCCGGUACGAGCCAUGUAGUCGGGCUACCCUCCACCGCGAUACACGGCGGACAAUUGUUGCUUCUGCGCCCACAGGUGGUACAUCUUCAUCUUCGAUCUUCGUGCCCGUAGACGUUCGCCUCCUCGGUGUGUGCCUCGCGUCCCCUCGCGUCGAACGCAACUAAAUGGACGGGCCGGCUCGAUCGGUCGUUACCCGCUCGGCCAACCGCGCGUCGUGCUCGUAAUCGCGCUCUCCUCGUCCAUGUCGCGCUCCUCUCUCUCUCUCUCUCUCUCUAUCUCUUCUCUCUCCUCUCAGAGCCUACGUGCGUUGCUCUUCUACCUAACGACGCGUCGUUUUAUACGUAUACGUACGUAUGUAUAAUGCGAGCCUCGUUGUGGACACAACUUCGGCUCGUAUCGAACCACCGAAGCCCCGAGUAGCCGAGUAAGCGAGGCUAGCCUGCUACCUCGAAGAGCUUGAAUUAUUUCUACGUUAUAUAUAGAGAAAGUGGUGGAGGAGGAGGAGGAAGGUGCGUGGAGGAGGAACGAAGUGGUGGGAACGAACGAGUACGUGGCUCUGUGGACGAUCCAAGGCUGCGACGGAGCACGCUAACUCAGCCGCACGAGGGCAGAGUUGUAGCUCGCGGCACGCACGCGGCUUCCUCCUUUCGUCCGUCGUUUCAUCUCCAUCAGCCGGUGGAAAGGAAAAAAUCGGAGGAGGAAGGAAGGAAGGAAGAAAGGAAGGAAAGAAGGAAGAAAGGAAGGAAGAUGUCUGAAAUCGUUUGAGAGAGAGAAAUAUAUAUAUAUAGAAGAGGACGGAGGUGGGAGAGCGAGGAAGAGAGAAAAGGGAGAGGGGACCACUUACCAGGGGGAGUUAUCGACUACACACGUAAGGCGACAGCGCACACGUACGGAUACACAAACAUCGCGGACCUGUUGUCCAACUUGUUGCUCGUCCCUGCAAAAGGCACACCUCGCCUGCCUUCGCGACGCACAAGUCACUCUCGCCUUUCGAAAAAAAGCAGCCGUUGAAGAAGAAAACCACCAACUUCGAGCCUGAACUUCGACAACACGAACCGCCUCCUCGAAUUUCGAUCCCGAGUGUUGUUUCUCCGACCUCUGAUGACCAGUAAUCGCAUGGAUCGAAACGGAUAAACUCUGGUUUCGCUCCUCUACGUAAUUCAUAAUAAUUGAUCCUUCUUCUGCGAUCCGUCUUAAAGAAAGAUCUUUCCUUCUUCGACUUCGAUCGAUUUUCGGUGUGCAAGCACAACACCGUUAUUCCGCGUCCUCGAAAUCGGCGAGAUGAGGGUAUUGUCGCGAGAAUGGACACGCCCGACCAACGCGAUGUUGCGCCAAAGUGUUGCCGGCAUAAUGGAACGGUGCUCGGAUCAGCCGGGCGAGUAAGGCUUCUCGGAGUCGAGAGAGAGAGAGAGGAAGGGACAAACUGAUAUGAACACAUUUUUUACCAACUGCGAACACUGAAAAGGCUCGUUAGAAUUUUACUUGUCGAGUAUGAGGCGUGUAGAAGCUUUGUCCAAGGAAGGAGAGCGAGCACCGGGAGGCAACGGGAAGCGGAGAACGGGGCAGAGGUAGACGGAAAAUAGGGACGGGGAGGGGAAAAGAAACGUAAUCUUCCACCCGCGAAAUACAACGAAAGCAAUACUACAAACAAGGUAAAGCGAAUCUAAAGAGAAUCUAAAGACAAAAAAAAGGAAACAAGAUAGAAAGAGGAAGGAAAUUUAAAAAAGAAAGAAGCGAAGAAUCUUCUCUUUCUUGCUCUCUGCGUAUAUAAAAUACUCGAGUACCGAUCACCGAAACGAUCUCGACUGCGAGCACACUGCUUUUGGCCCAAGUGUUUUCGAAACGAAGUUUCCAGCGCGAACUUCCGGAUACUCCUUAAACUUCCGGGUGUAUCCGGCCGGGCCUCGAGUUGCAUCGACUCGUUUCGCCCAAGAGAUAUUUUAAUAUAAAAAUUUUAAAUAUAAAUCUGUACGCGUACUUGUGCGCGCACUGUGUCUAUCUAUACAUAGACAUAUAUAUAUAUAUAUACGAUAAAGAUAAGUGUGUACAUAUACGCGUAGUUCCCUUUCAAAUCGUGCAACGACAUCUAGAAUUAAAGUACCGCCCUAUACACACACACAAAAAUACAUACAUACGUAUAUAUAUAUAUAUAUAUACUUCCGAUCGGAAUCGACGUUUCCGGUAGCCCGCCACACGGAAGUUAACCCAUUCGGACCAAUCGAUAUCGAUACAACACCGAGCUAAUUCUCUCUCGAGAGAGAAAGAGAGGGAGAGACAACAACACUGCGUUCCAAUCAACGCAGCAAGGAGGUGAUUUCGGAGGAAGACGAAACGAGAAGAGAAAGUUUAGAAGAGAAGAUGAGGCGAAACGAGGUGCUCGGCUGAGGUCAUCGAUCGGUGAAUCGAUCGUGAUCUCCUGGUGGCCUCCGCCGCCAGAGACCACCAGGACGAUAUUUCACGCGAUCUAACUUGGAUGAGAAUCGUUGAAAGGGAGGGAAUUUCAUGCUUUGAAUCCUUGAAGAGACAAUAAAUGAAUCUCGUCGAAGGGUAAACGGAAGGUCGUACGGUGGACCGAAAAGGGAGUAGAUAUCGCGCAAGCAAACUCUCCGAAACGUUUUAUAAUUAGUUUGAUAGGACUCGAAAGAAACGAACACAGCCAAGAUGCCGCGUUGUUACAUGGUGAAGAAAGCUCUGUGCAACAAGUACAUAAGCAACGUUGCCAGAGGAUUCGAGAGCUGGGGUCGCGGAAGGAGCACGCCAUCACCGACCACCAUGCAGAUCCCGGUCUCGCCCAUAGAAGGGAGCGUCGCACCCCCUGUUGCUCAAGAAUAUCUGAGCACGCAGUCUCAAGACACGACGACAGGAACGAAGACGCUUGAGCAGGACGUCUCCAAGGGGAAGGCGGACGAGCCCAGCAAUGUGGACAUGACGAUCGCGACAAGCAAUACGGGCACACCAGCGACAGAAGCUCCAAUUACUGCUCGAACGGAGGCAACAUCUCCAACGGUGAUUACCUGCGCCGCUACAGGCUCAUCCUCCACGAUAGCGGCGUCGCAAACAGAAUCGAUCGCCUUGAGUGUCGAGAACACAACGAUCGCCACGUCCACGUUGCCUUUCACAGCUCCCAGAUCACCGUCCAGAACAGCUCAUACAAACUAUCAACAGCACACGAACAUGCCCCAUCACUCGCCUCCGGGGGAGCCUUCUCCUCCUUCGAGCACCGCUACGCCGUAUCACACCGUCGAAGAAACAACGGAUCAUUCCGCAUCCGAAUCGAGGAUAGGGUCCAAUAACGGCAACGUGAUCACCAAUUACGUGUCUUCGAUGUUCAAGGAUCGUUCCGCAGCCGAGACAGAAGCCGCUCACGAUUUGUUGGAGCUCUCGAGGUCUCUUCCGCCAUUACCGCCACCUAGCGUCGCAAUCGGGCCACAGAGCGUGAUAGAAUCGCCUGCCACGGACAUACAAGAAAUGACCGUGUAUCAACCUGAUCAACCGAUCUACCAGGUGAAUACCAUCGAUCUGGCAAACUCAACGGUCUACACGCACCACCAUCAGCAACAACAAACGCCCACCGCGAGCAUUAUUUACGAGCCCAGCGCGACGAUUGUUCAACAAACGGGCAGCGUAUUCAUCCCUCUGUCUCCUGUUCAAGAGAUUCUGCUCACUUAUAGCGCACCGUCCAUUCCGUGCACACCGAUUGUCGCCACUCAACAACCGCCCCAACCUCUAGCGCAGCAACAACAAUCUCACCAGACUAUAGAGGCGGCGCCGCCGUUGACGCCACCUACCUCGGAAUGCAGCAGCGACAUCGAGAAUAACAAUCCUAACUCGCAACCUAGUCAGAAAGAUAAGGAGGUGCAGACUGUGACCGAGCAAACGGAAGUGAAACCGGCCAGUUACACCUACGACACUUUACUGGUGGCUGACGGAAGAUCGAAGAACAAGAAGAUCAUACCUGCUCAGAAGACGCAGGAGACAGAACCAGUCGAAACGCCCGAGACGUCAAAAAUUGGACGAUACGUCUGUUGCGAGUGCGGUAAACAAUACGCGACCUCGUCGAACCUGUCGCGACACAAACAAACGCAUCGUAGCAUCGACUCGCAAUCGGCGAAGAAAUGCAUCCACUGCGGCAAGGCGUACGUCAGCAUGCCAGCUCUGGCGAUGCACGUGCUUACCCACAAGCUGACGCACAGUUGCGGCGUGUGCGGUAAGAUGUUCUCCAGGCCGUGGUUGCUGCAAGGCCACCUGAGAAGUCACACGGGUGAGAAGCCUUACGGGUGCGCGCACUGCGGCAAAGCGUUCGCCGAUCGCUCGAAUCUCCGCGCCCACAUGCAGACCCAUUCCGCGGACAAGAACUACGAAUGUCACAAGUGCCACAAAUCGUUCGCGCUCAAGUCUUACUUGAAUAAACACUUGGAGUCCGCCUGCCAGAGGGAGAACGAUGAGCCCAACAACGACCUAGAUGCGCCACAGUAGAUUCGUUCGAUUCGUUGGGGAAUAGUUGGCGCUCGCGUCGCUGGUUACGAUCAAGUAGGUCGUUGAAUUGUUGGUAAUGCGAGGAUUUGGAGGAUCGAAGAUCUUUGGUUAGGUGUCGCUGUAGUAGAAAAGUAACUUUGAAUUAUUGAGAUUUAUUAUUUUUAUAAAUCUGUUUGACUAAUGUGGAUUGUAAUGAUUGAAAAUAUUUGAAUUUGCUAGAGUUAUAAAAUUAUUCAACUAAUGUGAGUUAUGGUGAUUGAAAAUAUUUGAAUUUGUUCAAGAAGGAAAGUAUUACGUAGGUUAGGAAGUUUUGAAUUGAGAGAAACGAAGUUAUGGAAAAUAGAAAUGACAAUUUUCUUAAUUUUAUUUAUUUAAUAUUCUCGGAUUAAUCAUCGUUCGAAUUUCUGUUUCCAGUUAACGACACGUCGAGCAAAAGACCAAAGAAGCAAUUUUUCCAAGGUGCAAAACUCGCCGGUAGGUCGAUAUCGAUCCGUCUGGAAAUAGAUCUAUAAUGAUGACGAAUUCAUUGUUUCUCCCUUCCUUUCACAAACUUAUAAGAAAAUUCACGAUUCAUACGCUUGAUCGAAUUGGUGAAAGGAAGAGAUGAUCCAUGAAAUAUAUAAAAACAACGGAAAUACUCUCAUCUUAGAGAUCGACAAGUGAUCCUUCAUCGUUGAACACCAACAACGCAUCGUAUUCUCAUUCUGGGUAAGCAAACGAUUUCAAACGCAUUUCAAUCGCGACUCGAGUCGUAACAAAAUUGUUUAAGAACAAAGAACAAACACGUAAAAGAUACGUGUUCGAAGAUGAAACUUAUCUUUCCUACGAAACGGUCAAGGAUCGAAUCAACGUGAAAAUAUCGUGGUUAUAAACCGAUCAACUUUAAAAUCGUUUCAUUCUUCGUGCGAGAUUGGCUCCAAAAAGCGAAGUUUAUUAUUAAAAUAAGCGGAUAUUAAAUUCGCGUUUAAGCUGGGAAAGAGAAGAACUCGAAUACUCUCGAAUUACAUUUACAGGGAUAUAUCGUCCUAAGCUAAGAAGACAAUUUUAUUCGCAUCGAAACGCGUUCGAUGCUAUUCUAACGACAUUCCUUUCGUCCACGAAACGAUAAAAACUCCGUUCGUUGUCCGGUAAAAUCGAUAUUCGCGGGACAUCGAAAUGGAAAACGAAACGACGCUCGUUCGGUUUCCGAUUAAGGGUUUGAAGUACGAUAAAGAGAGGACGCGGAGAACGAACAGCGGCGGCGAGAAUCGAUGCAAUACUAUCGAGGGACCAUCAAUUUGUGAGUAAAAUUCAUUUCGAAUCCGCCGAUCGUCGAUGGAAAUCGGAUCAAUCCUAGUCGAAGGAUUUGAAGAUCCAACGAAAAUAAUGUACGCUCCAAGUAGUAUCUCGAGAGAGCAACGUCCUCUUUGAUACUUAAGGAUUUUUAGAAAUCACAUGGCAAUUUGGCACCUUUUCAUCUUGUUCUUAUUGAUUUUCCACCAAUUCUUCUGAAAAAUCUCCUGAAUGUAAUGUAAUCGAUCGAGUGACAAGCUCAGCAUUAUCAUAUUGUUAAGAUAUCCUUAGAUAUAUUUUACUUCUUCUUCUAUUUCGUUGCAAUUUACCAUGAAACAGAUACACAGAUUAUGUUCUAAGAAUAUUUUAAUUUGUUAAAUGGGGAUUUGAUCAAAGUUUAAUUUAUAGUAUCAUUAAAAUGAAAUUUAUCUCGACUUAAUCUUGAUUAUAAUUGAAAAAAGUUCAAAAAAUAAUUUGCACGUACUUUCUUAAUUAUUAUUAUUAUUAUUAUUUCAGUCUCAUAGUAUAAAAGUACUGUUAAAUGAUACAAAAUGUGACAUAUUAAUUUAAUUUAAUUCAUUACAAUAAUACAAAUAUUUUUUGUAUUCAUCUAUUAUAUUUUUAUAAAAGAUCUAUCUAGAGGAAAGCGAUACAACAAUUUAUCAUCCCCAACUUGCAAUUUAAAAUGAGAAAACAAGAACAGAAUCUAUGAUGAACACUAAUCUCGAACUGGUGAUAAAAACUUUAUCAAAAACUUUUUCAUCGCUUAUCGAUCUAUUCUUCGAUCCUAUAAGAUACCUCAAUCUUCUUCUACGAUUAAUUCUCGAUCAAAGAUAAAAUGAUUCACGCGUGAACGUGAAAAAGAAUAGUCAUUUCUUCGUCGUUGUCAAAGUGUCUGGCAGCCAAACUGACAUUCGAUACGAAACUAUCGAGUGUUCAAUUCGCGGAAAACUUUUCACGCAAGUGUAAUUUCCUCGAGGCAUCCUUUUUCCGAACUUCCAUCGCCGCCCUUGGCGCACAAUGGAGGCGGUGGGGACGGGCACACGUCGAAGGUUUUCAUCAACAUUUCACGUAAACUGGACCACCUGUUGAAUGCUGGAAUGACCAUUGGUAGCGAAAGGGUCGCUCUCUCGUUCCGCUCCCCUAAAUUAUAGAACAGUACUCCUGUAAUUUCCUCGUUGUCAAAAGUAUACGAGAUCGCUUUUUUCUCUCUCUCUCUCUAUAAUAGAAACGGUGGAUAAAGGUGUGUUAAAGAUUGACAGAAUGGAAUUUACAAUCGAGCAAUCGUCUCUAGUCAGGUUCUUUCAAUUAUCGAUCGAACAUUAAUGGAAACUCUAGUCGAAUAAAUUUUUAUUCUCUUUUUCUUGAAAUAAAGAGAUGAAGAUCUGUUUAAUUUUUAUUUAGAUUAAUCAACAGUUUUCUUUCAGAAUCGAUGUUUUUGUAAUGAUUCCUAUAUAACAAGUUGUCAAAUUUGGAGAUUUUUUUUUUCAAAUUGUUUCAAUGAUUCUUAUGAAACCUUGAUGGUGGAUUUCCUCAAACAUCUAGUCUAUUGAAUGAAUAGUCGAUGCAUAGUCGAGUUAUCUCCUUAAAUAUUUAAUACUUACAACGUUUGUAAGGGCAAAUGUAGAUAUUUUUACUGCGAUCAAACUUCGAUUUUAUUAUUCUUAGUCGUUAGUCACUUUUUAUUCAUCAUCUAUUUCACUCGUAAGUGGAACACCUCGAAUCGUGAUAUUAAUUUUAGAACGUUCUACGUUAUAAUUAAUUAAACGAUGAAAUAAAAAAAAAGAAAAAAAAUUGAAGCGUCGAAAGGAAUGUCGGCCAAGAGAAAUAUUCUGCUGAAAGAAACGAAAACCAAAGAUAAGCACCAACUCGAAAAAAUAGAAUAAAAGGAAAAAAAAAAAAGAAAAAAAAAAAAAUAAAAUAAUAACUUAUUCUCUAGUCAACGAGCUACGCUUGUAUCGUAUCGUUUUAUCUUAGGUUGCCCCGGUGAAUCGAUGGGCUUAGUCCUUGUAAUAAUAGGUGAAGUGGUUGUUCUUAUUAAUUUAAGUUGGUCGCUGUUGCUUUCACGUGAGAAAAAAAAAACGCGUUUUUAUAACGACUGUAGAAGAUAUUUUGGUACGAGAAACAUUUUCAGCGAUUAGAACACUUAAGGAUUGACCGAUUAUUAUUGCGUACUCGGUUAGUUCCCGUUAAAUAGUCUUUAAACGGGCGCAAGAACGAACGAGCUUUAGCUAUUUAAGUUUUUGUAUGAGAUACCAAAGGGAUACAAAGGAAAUAUACGUGUAUAUCGUCAACGUUGAUGCAACGUCUAUACAUUUCCUCGCGCCAUGUUCGUUCAACAAAAGGGUGUCGAACCCCUUCGAUCGAAGAGAAUUUCAACGUCUGCACGGUGUUCCAGCAACGUGCAAUUGAUUCGAAACUUAUAAAAUAAUUUUUGGAAAUAGGAAAAAGAAA
Messenger RNA from Apis cerana (Asiatic honeybee), 8489 nucleotides. Its product is annotated as mucin-2. The record is from RefSeq and is a predicted model, not a curated record. Gene Ontology annotation, molecular function: DNA-binding transcription factor activity, RNA polymerase II-specific; RNA polymerase II cis-regulatory region sequence-specific DNA binding. Gene Ontology annotation, biological process: regulation of DNA-templated transcription. Lineage: Eukaryota; Metazoa; Arthropoda; Insecta; Hymenoptera; Apidae.